CACUUCAGAGUCUGGAGAACUUCCUUUGCCUUUUCCACUAUGUCCAGCAUCUCCCCAACCAGACCAAAGAUGCACUGAAAUUCUGCUCAGACAUGAGUGGGGCCAGUAACACGCUGGCCAGGGAGUUUCUGACAGAUGUACAUCAGCUGUGCAGCGCGGUGGCCCAGAGGGCAGAGGCCCGGGACGAGGAUGAAGAGGAGAGUCACAUGGUUGCUUUGGGGGAGUACCUGGUUCGGGGGCGGGGCUUUUUGCUGCUCAGCACUCUGGACUCCAUCAUUGACCAGGAGCUGACCUGUCGAGAGGAGCUGCUCACUCUACUGCUGUCACUGCUACCACUGGUCUGGAAGAUCCCAGUUCAGGAGGAAAAAGCCCCAGAUUUCACGCUGCCAUCUUUACUGGAGGUGUUCCUGAACUGGGAGGUAAAGGCCGUACCUCUCAGAGUGGGACAGAAGGCUGGGACAGAUGAGCAGACGCCGGGGAGGAGACCGCGAGUGUCCAGUGGUACAUGGAAGUCCCGCCGCUCACGCAGGACCGCCCAAAGAUACUCUGUGAAAGAUGCUCGCAAAUCCCAAGUGUCGACGUCCGAUUCUGAAGCCAACUCUGAAGACAGGCCUGUCCCGGGACCAGGGGGUGUGAGGAGCAGGAGACCCCAUGGAACCACGUUAAGAGUCAGCUGUCAGCAUCACAGAUCUGAGCCACAAACCCACACCACAACAUCCAACGCGAGCACCAUCACCGACAACAUGAGUGCCCCCUACCACCAUCCCCGGACCACCGCAUCCCAGACAGACACAGAAACUCUCACAGAUCCCGCAGCCAUCUCCAUUUUCAACCGAAUGGAGAACUCUCCAUUUGACCUGUGCCACGUGCUGCUGUCCCUCCUGGAGAAGGUCUGCAAGUUUGACAUGAGCAUCAACCACAACCCCGGCCUGGCGGUCAGCGUAGUGCCUACUCUGACGGAGAUCCUGACAGAGUUUGGGGAGUGCUGUGGGGGGGGCAUGGUGGGAGCUGGGGCAGAGGAGCUGGCAGGGGGCUGGACAGAGGAGCCCAUAGCUCUGGUACAGAGGAUGCUCCUGCGCACCAUUCUGCACCUGAUGUCUGUGGAUGUGAGUCAGAGCGAAACCCUCCCUGACAGUCUACGGCGCAGCCUCACUGACCUACUUCGUGCCACGCUCAAAAUCAGGAGCUGUUUAGACCGGCAAACCAAUCCCUUUGCCCCUCGCCCCAAGAAGACCCUGCAGGAAGUCCAGGACGACUUCUCCUUCUCACGGUAUCGCCACAGGGCACUGCUCCUGCCUGAACUGCUGGAGGGGGUCUUGCAGGUGCUGCUGGGCUGCUUGCAGGCCUCCACUCCGAACCCCUUCUUCUUCAGCCAGGCUCUGGAGCUUAUCCACGAGUUUGUGCAACACCGUGGCCUGGAGCUGUUUGAGGCCACAGUGUUGCGUUUGGAGGGCCUGUGCCGGGCACGGGACUCUGAGAUCGGAGGAGAGGCAGCAGAGCGACUGCGCGGCCUCAUCGCUGGUGUGUUUAAGAUCAUUAGUGCUGUGAAGAAGGCCAAGUCUGAGCAGCUGCAUCAGUCAGUCUGUGCCCGGAGACGCCAUCGUCGCUGCGAGUACUCACAUUUUCUGCAUCACCACAGAGACUUGUCAGGUCUGCCUGUCUCAGCCUUUAAGCAGGGGGCCAGACGGAACCCCUUUGAGGAGGACGGGGACGGGAAAGAAGGAGAGGGGGACACGGGGAGGUACCCAGAGCGCUGUUGCUGUCUAGCUGCCUGUGCUCAUCAGUGCCUGCGACUGCUACAGCGACUCUCUCCGAGCGGGCCAGCCGUUCUACAGGUGCUGGCUGGGGUCCAGGCAGUGGGCAUCUGCUGCUGUAUGGACCCCCGGUCUGUGGUCGGACCACUGCUCCACGCCUUCAAAGCUCCAGGUUUGCGCAGUUACCAGUCCCAUGUCCUGAGUGUUUUGGGCCGGCUGAUCUUGGACCAGUUGGGAGGGGGACAGCCCUCGGAGAAGGCCAAACUAGCUUCCUGUAACAUCUGCACUCUGGACAGCAGCCAGCUGCCCGGGUUGGAGGAGACCCUCCAGCAGGGGGAGCACACAGUGUCCAGUGGGCUGUGUUACCGCUCUCAGGGGAUCCUGCCCAGUGGAGGAGGCACUGAGGACAUGCUGUGGAAGUGGGAUGCGCUGCAGGCCUAUCAGGAGCUGGUGUUUGGGGAAGACUGGACUCUCAGCCAGCAGGUGGCGGGCCACGUGUGUCACCUAACUCUGCGUGGCAAUGCCAUCGUGCAGUGGCAGCUGUACACUCACAUCUUUAACCCAGUUCUCCAGAGAGGGGUGGAGCUCGCCCAUCAUGCGCAGCAACUGGGUGUGUCGACUGUCUGCACCCAGGUUUGCACCUACCACACACACUGCCUGCCCAUCGAGGUGCUGCUAGUGUACCUGCAGACUCUGCCCACCCUGCUCAAGUCCAGGGUGAUUCGGGACCUCUUUGUGAGCUGUAAUGGCCUGAACCAGGUGACUGAGUUGGUGUACUUGGAUCAGACCCGUUCUUUGGCUCUGAAAGUGUUCGAAACUCUGAUCAUCGGUAUUGGGCAUAAGCAGGCUGAAGGGGUGCUUCAGGAGCUGGAGAACGCCGACGCAGAGGAGAGAGAGGCUGUUUUCGCUUUGGCCGAAGAAUUGGGGUCCCGAGGGGCUGGCGAGGGUCCGCAAAGUCUUAGUAAAUUUUAUGAGGGGCUAAAAGAAGCUUAUCCCAGUCAUAAAAACAGGAGCGUUCAAGGGCGCGGUCCAGGACGUAGUCGUGCAGAGACACACUUACAUGUUAUCAAUCUAUUCCUAUGUUUAGCGUUUCUAUGUGUAAGCAAGGAGGCUGAUUCAGAUCGAGACUCGGCUAACGAUUCAGAGGACACUUCUGGAUAUGAUAGUACCGCUAGUGAACCUCUAGGGGGCAGACUUCCAUACCUGUCUCCAGAUAGCGUGGCUCUACCUUCCAAAGAGCAGGUGCGCAGGGCUGCCGACGUGUGGUCCGUGUGCAGAUGGAUCUACUUAACUAGCCCCUUGUUCCAAAGACAGUUUUUCCGAUUAGGGGGACUAGACAUUUGCCUACGUCUCAUGGCUAUGGUUAUCCAGAAGCUCUCAUGCAAGACCAAAGAUGGGAAAGCCAAAAAGAAACGCGACGGGAAGAGUAAAUGUAGUCCGGAGUCCACUGCUCCUAACCUUGUGGUGGGGCAGGAGGAGGCAGAGGUCCACAGCCCAGCACACAUUGAGGGGAAGGCCAAAGACCCAGCCAGAAAACUGGAGGAAGAGUGGCAACUUCAGAGCAUACGGCUCCUCGAAGCACUGUUGGCCAUUUGUCUGCACAGCGCAAACACUGCCCUGCAGAGAGUGGAGCCUGAGCUGUCUUUCCAGCUACAAUCUGUUGAAGAGACUCUGUCCGAGGUGAGAGACCAGUUGGCUCGUUCAGGAGUAGUGAACUCUGACCUCGCCAUCCCACUGUUCAACUCCCUUCUGAGGGUCGCUUUAGCCGAGGUCUCCCCCUCCCCAGACCCACCCGAGGAGAAACCAGAGAAGAAGUUGCAGGUCCUGGUGGAGGGGGUGGUCCCAGCGGGGGAUCUGUCUGAAGAGGUAGAUGAGGUGCAAAGCUGCGGAGUGAAGCCCCCCGGAGAGGAGGAGGGCUACGACGCAGACAGCGAAAGCAACCCAGAGGACAUGUCCCGCCAGGAAGAGGGGUUGAAAGUGGAGUCUACAGCACUACAUGAGUUGGGGUCCGUGGUGGAGGGGGGUAGGAGAGGGGUCUUGCUGUUCCCAGAGAUCUGCACCAUGGAGUUGCAGUUACUGGCCUCGGGCUCUCCAGACCUGGACGUCCUGAGCCAUGUGUUUCACAGUCUGCUCGGGGCAGUCCAUGCCAACCGCCGCAACGCUGCUCUGCUCUACGACCAGGGAGGAGUUAAAAUCAUCCUGUCUGGCUUUCACAACAUCCUUUGUCAAACAGAACCAAGUUUUAAAGAUUGUCAGACUGUCCUGGUGGAGCUGCUCGUGUCCAUGGUGACCCAGAGAAUCACAGCGGAAGAACUGGCUUUAUUGAUUCGACUGUUCCUGGAGAAGACCCCACCCACAGAAAUUUUGCUAAAAGGUAUUCAGCAGAUCGUAGAGGCCAACAUCGACGUGGACCCUCUGCACUUCCUGACAUUUCCCAUAAUCCUUGGGGCAGUGACUCCUGGUGGGAUUUCCCCCGGCGUCAGACAGAAUGGCUCGGCUGGGGGCAAAAGUGUAGGUUUGCUGUGGAAGGGUAAACUGUCUCCGGGGCGACGAGAGGGGGAGGGGGACUUUCGGAUGACAACUGUACACACCUCUCCGUGGCACGCUGCCCCACUGCACCUGCCUCUCGUGGGGCAGAACUGCUGGCCUCACAUGGCGUCUGGGUUCAGCGCCUCCAUGUGGGUGAGAGUGGUCGAAUCGGAAGACAAAGAGAAUGAGAAAGACACAGAAGACAGACACCUCUCCACCGCCGAGUCCCACCACGGUGCCACUCAUCCUGGGACGACAUCCAGCGAAGAGUCCCUCAUUCAUAUUCUGUCCAUGGGCUCCAAGGCACUGAUGCUUCAAGUGUGGGCAGACCUCUCCACAGGCUCUAUGACAUUCAGGAUGUGUAUUGACCCGAAUGAUGAGAUAAAGGCAGGACUCCUGGCACAAGCAGAGUCUGCAGAAGGACUACUUCGGCCGGGACAGUGGCAACACAUUGGUCUGACCUACAGCCAGCAGCCGGAGGGCAAGAAGAACAUCCAUGGCUCUGUGGUGGUGUGGGUGUGUGGAAUCAGAAAAUGUGAAGUUUCUCUGGACUAUACAUUACCCAGAAAGUCCAGCUUAUCCUCAGACAGCAAUAAGACUCUGUGCAUGCUGGGACACUGCCUCUUGAUAUCAGAGGAGCAGAUGAAGCAAAGCCCACGAUGGAACAUGGGCACUGUGCUGCUGUUUAAUGGAGCAAGAAUAGGUUCAGAGGAGGCGUUCUACCUUUACGCCAGUGGGCCCGACCUCACCUCCAUAAUGCCCUGCAAGUACGGCAAGGCCAGUGUGUCAUUCUCAAAAUUCGUCACACUAGAGGGGCUUAAGUGUGACUAUGUCCGAGACCUUCUGACCAAAAACAAAGAUGUGGACACUACAGCUUUGGUGGAGAGCCUUGCCGUUGUUUAUGCCCCCAGCAGCCCCAGAGUCUACACCAUCUAUGAGCCUGUGAUCAGGUUAAAGGGCCAGGCCAAAACCGUUGUAACGCAGAGACCCUUCAGCUCCAAAGAGGUGCAGAGCGUGUCCAUGGAGCACCCUGCGCUCCGCUCUCUGCUCCCCACACAGACACAGGGUCUACAGAGCGUCCUGCACAAGAUCGGAGGGACAGGGACGUUUGUGUACCUCUUUGCACAGACGGUGGAGCUGAGCGACUGUGAGCAGACCCAGGCUCUGGCCCUGAGGGUGCUCCUGUCUCUGUCCAAAAACAACCAGCACCGCAUCCAUGAGAUGAACUGUUACCAUGGAUACGCCAUGAUCCACCAGGUCCUCAUCAAGUCCAAGUGCAUCGUGGGAUAUCACAUGCUCAAAACUCUGCUGGAUGGAUGUUGCAGUGCUCCCAUCCUGGUCCUGGGAGAAGAUGGACAUUUCCGACUGGACACGGAGUCCCUCGCUGUGGUGCAGGACAUCAAGCUGCUCUCAGAUAUCCUCCUGGACUGGAAGAUAUGGGCCAAAGCUGAGUGUGGUGUGUGGGAAACUCUGCUCGCUGCCUUGGAGAUCCUCAUCAGAGUUCACCAUCCGCAUCAAGUCUUCAACAUCCGACAGUUCCUCAAGGCUGAAGUCGUGCAUCGCUUCCUCCUCACCUGCCAAGUCCUACAGGAGCAUAGGGAUGAGCACCUCACUGCUAUUCCGCAAGACGUCUGCUUAUCAUUCGUCAAAAUCAUUCAAGAAGUUUUGGGGUCUCCUCCUGACCUGGAUCUGCUCAAAUUGAUCUACAACUUUCUCCUGGCUGUUCACCCUCCCACCAACACUUAUGUCUGCCACACACCAUCUAGCUUUUAUUUCUCGCUACACAUCGAUGGAAAAUUAUACCAUGACAAAGUCCAGUCUAUUAUGCACCUGAGACACUCAACAAGUGGAGGGAAGUCCGCCUGCAGCUCUGUGGUGUCCCUGUCUCCCACUGUCUUCACUGACGCACAACAUGAAGGCCAUCUUCAUCCUUCUUAUGCUGAACACGGAGGAGACGACCAGUCCUUACGGCCCCCAAGCAUCGCCCCUUCUCCAUACUCUUCCCCGCUCCUCACCCCUCGCCUGGGGAACGGAGGUGGCCCUGUGUCUGGUGACAGUGAUGGCGUCUCCCCUUCGGCCCAGCAGGCUCUGGGCAGCACUGAGACUCUGAAGAAGGGCGAUGAGCAGUUACUGAGCAGCUGUGAAUCUGCCAAAACCAUAUGUGACUCCAGAGAGGCUGAGGGCGGAGCGCGGACCCCCUCCAUCAGCAUAGAGGAGGAGCGGGAUGAGGCAGAGGUGGACAGUUUGGCAGAGGGCAGCGUUGGGGUCGCGGAGUCCGAAGAUCGCUUUGACUGGGCCAGUGACGAAGCUCCCAGAAGGCCAGACAGUUUAAAGGGCAUCCAAUCAUUUCAACGCAGUCAUAGCAACCUGGCCAGUCUGGGGUUAGCAUUUCCUGCUACAAAUGGGUCGUUAGCAAUCGGACGGUGGCCCAGUGCAGCAGACAGGGGAUCAAUGCCAGAAGACUGGGAGAGUUACACCUAUUCACCGGGAUAUGAGCGCACCCACAGCAAAACAGAGUCCAAUGACAGGUCUAGCACAGAGGACUGCCUGGUGCUGAUUUGCUGUGGCCUGUAUGACCUGCUGAGGGGCGUGCUGCUGCUCUUACCAGACCUGAUGCUAGAGGAGGUCAUGGACAAAGUCAUCCAACCAGAGGCUCUCAUCGUCCUGGUCAACCACUCAUCUCCUCUGAUCCAGCAAGGAGUCAUGAAGUUACUGGAUGCAUAUUUCAGUCGAGCCCAGAAAGAGCAGAAGGAAAAGUUUCUGAAGAAUCACGGUUUCUCACUAUUGGCAAAUCAGCUGUACAUUCACCAGGGCAACCAGGGUCUCCUCGAGUGUUUUCUGGAGAUGCUGUUUGGGCGACCUGUGGGCCUAGAGGAAGACUUGGACCUGGAGGAGAUGGAGAGCAUUUCCCCAUUCAGACGGCGCUGUAUCAUUCCAGUUCUGGGCCUCAUAGAAAACUCUCUUUAUGAAAACUCCCUGGUGCAUAACAUCCUGUGCAUGCUGCUGCAGCUGAUCAACGCCUGCCCCAAACUGGCCGACAUCCUUCUGGACCACGGGCUGCUCUAUGUGCUCUUCAAUACACUGUCCACUCUCAACGGCAUGGAGAACGGCAUCCCUCUGAACGACUACAAGCUCCUGGUGUGCGACAUACAGCAGCUGUUGGUUGCCGUGACGAUCCACUCCUGCAGUUCCUCGGGGUCUCAGUACUUCCGCAUCAUCGAAGACCUCAUUACUCUGCUCGGAUUUAUGCAAACGAGCAAGAUGCGCCGCACUCAAGAAAUGGCUGUGGCGCUGCAGUUCCGGGUCCUUCAGUCGGCCAUAGAGUUUAUCAAGACGACAGCCAAUCAGGAGCCUCAAAAACUCAGCAGCUCCAUCAACCCCCCCAGCUCGCCGCACCACGCCAUCUACCAGAAACGAAAAAGCAUCGCAGGCCGGCGGCGCUUCUCUCUUGCCCAAGUCGACUCCCUGUUGAUGCGGAUGCGCUCUGUGGCCAGUGACGAGCUGCACCAGAUGAUGCAGAGGAGGAUGAGCCAGGAAAACCCAAUCCGAGCCAGUGAGACCGAGUUUGUCCAGAGACUUCAGAGGAUCGUGGUGCUGGCCGUCAACAGACUCAUUUACCACGAUGUCAGUCAGGACUUGUUUGACCUGUUGAAUAUCCCUGACUCCCCGGACCACCAGCUCUACACCCCUGAACACGGAGACACGGCUCCAGACGAGAGCGGCCCCUCCUCUGUCCCUCAUUCCCCCACCCCCUUCACCCUCCCACCCGCCAGCAAGAAGAGCCUGCAGAAGGAUAUACUCAAACUGAUGAUGGACGGCAUCAAAAUCGGCCUGGGCAGCACGGGUCGAGGUGGAGCCCCCCAUCACCAAUGGAGGAGGAUCCUUUGGUCUUGUCGUGACACUUUUCGGGUCCAAAUCGGGCGUCUGCUGGUCCACACGCUCAGCCCUGCACUACCUCUGUCUGAAAGAAAGGAGGCGCUAGAGUUUGUGUUUGAUCACAGACAUUUGGACAUCCUCAAAGAGAGUCUCAGUCCUGGUCUAGAGCAUGGUCCAAAGUUGUCGUUGUACCUUUACGAGAUGCUUCACGAUCACAAAGACAAUUUAACCAAAGAUGAACAAAACGCAGUGGCUGUUUUCAUGACAUCUCUGAAGCUCUGUGGUCAUCGCUGUAUCCCUCCCAACUCUCCACAUAAGAAAGACUUACUCAAGGCCAUAAAGGAGGAAAAAUUCAAGUACGAAGCAGAAGAGAAAACAAGCAAAGUUGCCUGGGAAAAGAAAAUGGCCAGUUCCCAGAAAAAUCUUAUCCAGAGGCUGGAUGGGAAGUCUAAGGACAUUUCAAAGAUUGCGGCUGAUAUCACUCAGAACGUGUCUCUGCGUCAGGGCAUGGAGAUGAAGAAGGUGAUCCAGCACAUCAGGGGCCUCUAUAAGACCGACCUGAGCGCCAGCAGACACUGGCAGGAGCUGGUGCAGCAACACACACACGACCGAGCUGUAUGGUACGACCCAACCUCUUACCCCACGUCCUGGCAGCUCGACCCGACCGAGGGCCCAAACCGAGAGCGGCGCCGGCUGCAGAGAUGCUACCUCACCAUCCCCAACAAAUACCUGCUCAGCGACCGACGCAAACCUGAAGACCCCGUCAAGUCCCCUCUUUCGUUUUUAUUUGAGGAAAAGACACACUCCUCUUUCUCCUCCACCGUGAAGGACAAAGCCACAAGUGAACCCAUCAGGUUCACCAGGCGCUGCAUUAGUGUCGCCCCCUCCAGAGAGACUGCGGGGGAGCUGCUUCUGGGGAAGUCUGGCAUGUACUUUGUGGAGGAUAAUGUAUCAGAUGCCCAUGACAAUCAGAGCCUUCAUGGCGAGACUGAAGCCCCAUCUUUUUCCUGGACGUAUGAAGAGAUCAAAGAAGUGCACAAACGCUGGUGGCAACUCCGAGACAACGCAGUCGAAAUAUUCCUGACCAACGGCCGGACCCUACUGUUAGCAUUUGACACCACCAAGUUCCGUGACGACGUGUACCACAACAUCCUCACCUCUGACCUCCCAAACCUGCUUGAACACGGGAACAUCACGGCCCUCACUCAGCUGUGGGGGUCCGGACAGAUCUCCAACUUCGAGUACCUCACUCACCUCAACAAACACGCAGGGCGCUCCUUCAAUGACCUCAUGCAGUACCCUGUGUUCCCUUUCAUUCUGAGAGACUACACCAGUGAGACGCUGGACCUGCAGGAUCCAACCAUCUACAGGAACCUGGUCAAACCUAUUGCUGUUCAGUCAAAGGAGAAAGAGGAUCGCUAUGUGGAUAAUUAUAGAUAUCUUGAGGAGGAGUACAAAAAGGGUAUUCGUGAGGAUGACCCCAUGCCCCCGGUGCAGCCCUACCACUACGGCUCGCACUACUCCAACAGUGGCACCGUUCUACACUUCCUGGUCCGAAUGCCCCCUUUCACCAAAAUGUUCCUGGCCUAUCAAGAUCAGAGCUUUGAUAUUCCCGACCGUACUUUCCACUCCAUGAACACCACGUGGCGCCUGUCGUCCUACGAGUCCAUGACCGACGUCAAGGAGCUCAUCCCGGAAUUCUUCUACCUCCCAGAGUUCCUCGUCAACAGAGAAGGUUUUGACUUUGGAGUCCGUCAGAACGGGGAGAGGGUCAAUCACGUAAACCUACCCCCCUGGGCGCGCAAUGACCCUCGACUAUUCAUCUUGAUCCACCGCCAGGCUCUGGAGUCGGAGCACGUGUCCCAGACGCUGUGCCAGUGGAUCGACUUAGUGUUCGGCCUCAAGCAGAAAGGAAAAGCUGCUGUACAAGCCAUCAAUGUAUUCCACCCAGCUACUUAUUUUGGCGUGGACGUGUCGGCAGUGGAGGAUCCAGUGCAGCGUCGUGCCUUGGAAACCAUGAUCAAAACAUACGGCCAGACGCCCAGACAGCUCUUCAGUGCGUCCCACAUCAGCCGCGCCGGGACCAGGCUCAUAAUGGAAGGGGAGCUGCCCGCUGCCAUGGGCCUGCUGGUGCAGCUGGCCUUCAGAGAGACCAGGGAGCAGGCCAAAGAGAUUGUGUGCCCGAGCCCUCUUCCCUGGAUCAAAGGGCUGAAAUGGGGGGAGUACGUGGGGUCGCCCAGUGCCCCUGACCCUGUGGUGUGCUUCAGCCAGCCUCACGGGGAGCGCUUUGGGUCCCUGCUCGCCCUGCCCACCCGCGCCAUCUGUGGACUGUCCCGCAAGUUCUGCCUCAUGAUGAUCUACAGCAAGGAGCAGGGGGUCCGGAGCAUGCACAGUACAGACAUCCAGUGGUCUGCCAUACUGAGCUGGGGCUACGCAGACAAUAUACUGAGGCUGAAGAGCAAACAGAGUGAACCACCCAUCAACUUUAUCCAGUGCUCCCCACUUCACCUGGUGACCAGCUGUGCCUGGGUGCCCGAUGGAUGCCAGCUCUUUACGGGCAGCAAGUGUGGAGUCAUCACCGCCUACAGCAACCGCUUCACCAGCACCACGCCGUCAGAGAUGGAGGUGGAGUCGCAGGUCCAUCUGUACGGACACAGCGCAGAGGUCACCAGUCUGUUUGUGUGUAAACCCUACAGCAUCCUCAUCAGCGUCAGCAGAGACGGCACCUGCAUCCUCUGGGACCUCAACAGGUUGUGUUAUGUCCAAAGCCUGACAGGUCACAAAAGCCCAGUGACUGCUGUGUCUGCGAGCGAGACGACCGGAGACAUCGCCACAGUCUGUGACUCAGUUGGAGGAGGCAGUGACUUGCGCCUGUGGACAGUGAAUGGAGAUUUGAUCGGACACGUUCACUGUAGAGAGAUCAUCUGUUCUGUGGCCUUUUCAAACCAGACGGAGGGCGUGUCCGUCAAUGUGAUCGCAGGAGGGCUGGAGAAUGGAGUGGUCAGAUUAUGGAGCACCUGGGAUCUGAAACCUGUGCGAGAGAUCACCUUCCCGAAGUCGAGCAAACCUAUUAUCAGUUUAACUUACUCCUGCGAUGGGCACCACUUGUACACAGCCAACAGCGAGGGCACUGUCAUGGCCUGGUGUCGUCGAGAUCAGCAGAGGAUGAAGCUCCCCAUGUUUUACUCUUUCCUGAGCAGUUACGCAGCUGGCUGAACCCCCGCUCCUCUUCAUCCAGUUUGUGCUUUCAAUCUUAUUUCUGGCCUUGACAAGAGCAUCAGCCCCUCCUCCUCUUCCUCCUCUUUCUCCUCCUCCUCCUCUUCGUCUACAUCAGCACUCGAGAGGAAGAGUCAGCAUGGCCUCAACUCCCUGGACCCUCCCCGAGUCUUAAUUAAAACUGUCUAAAGCUGAGCAGACUGUAUCCCCCAGUCUCCACCACCAUAAAUGGAAAUCCAAUGUUUAUAUGGAGACGAUUUUAUAAAUAGUUUGUGGGUGGAUAUUUGGAGGACUGAUGUUUGCGUUGGCUGGGAGAAAAAUGUGCAGACACUUUAUAUACAUUUUUAAAUGCAUAUUGUUUUGGGUUCAUUUGAGAGGAAAAUCAGUGGCAUACAGCAGGCAAGAUCUGGGCAAGUUGUCUAAAAAUGGAGCUAUAAUUUCCCAGCAAAUUGUUGUUUUUUUUGUUUUUUUUUACAUUUCCUGCAGUUGUCAAUAUAUUUUUCCAAUUUUAUUUUCCGAUACGCUGCUAUUGCAAAGUCAGAAAGGCACAGUGCCCUAUUGUCUCUUGAGUGUGGACAUCCUGCGCUUCAUGGGACAGGUCGGUGCCACAGAUCAACGAUUGGAUCAAUGCUGACGCCGCAAAGAUGGCCCCUCCCUCUGCGUAUCUGCGAGGGGAGGAGGGGGAGACGGGGGCGCAUCACCAGUGUCCCAGUCCGGGGGGGCAGAAGAAUGGACUGUGCUCCCUGAUGUUGCCUGUUGAGUUUUACCUUUGCAUGCUCUAAGAACUCUGAGAAUGAGAGAUUUUUUUUUUUUUUUACCAUUUUCAACACUCCUUAAUGAAGCUCUGCCUUGCUUUUUGUUUAUUUCAGGUCUUAACGCACUGAAAUCCGUUCAUAAUUGUAUUUAUUGAAAACUGUGCUAGCCUGGCCAGGACACACUAUUUACAAAUUUAAGUGUGUCCUUUUGUUUUCAAGAUCUAUUUCAUGACUAAUCAAAAUUAUCUAACUGAGUGCAUAGGUCCCUUUUUGCUGUAACUUGUUCCAUAUUUCCAUCCAGUUCUAUUCAAACAAGAAGUAAUUGCAUAUUUCCCUUUAAAUCCUACUCGAAUCAGUAUUUGGGACCAAAUGAAUUCUUAAAUAUUGUGAUUUAAAUUUGGGUGACUGGCCAGGCGUCAUAACCUCUUCUGUGUACGUCGGAAAAUUCUUUGUUUACUACAUUUUGCUGCAAGAAUUUAUGAAGCUUGAAGCACUGGUGCAAAAAUGAAGGUUCCACACACAAAUUUUAGUUUCACUUGAGUAACAGGUUCUGCACAGGGGCCAAGAUUACAGAAUUAAUAAGUAUACUAUUGAGCCCAAAUCUGUUCAUUCACACAGGAUGAAUAAUGUGAUUUAAUUUUUCAAAAUCUGUUGAUCUGUCACUACUUUUUUCACAUGAAUUUAAUUUUUCUGUCACAUUUUUUUCAUAGAUUUUUAUUUACACUAUGUUAAACUAUUGAUUCUUGUCAGUUCCAUGAAUAAAUUCACAAUCGGGUGGUUUAGAUCUGGGCUUUUCAAUAUUUCACUACCAUUUUCACAUUGUCUUUAAUAUGAAUAAACUUGGGCUUAAUUGUUUAAUAAUAUUAUACACUACAUCCACCAAUGUAUCCUAUAUCGCGCAGCUUUUUUACAUUCCCCACUUCUCAACAUGCUGCACUUUUGAGUUUAUUUCUUAAAUGUAAAAUGCUCAGAGCACUUUUUGUUUUGUUUAGUUUUUUGGGGUUUUUUUUGGUUACUGAAUUACACGAAAGCCAAUGAUUUGCUGUCUGAAUAGGAUUGAAUCACCACUAACUGCACACAAAAGCAAUAUCGGACAUACAGUGGUAUUUUGGAGGAGCUAGGAAGCUGUGAAACCAAUGGUAGGACAUUUCACUCUAGAAAAUUGUUUACAAGAAAGGGAAUUGUAUUGAAAAUGAUGUCCAGUAUUCAUUCCUUAUUUGUCGUCUUAAUUUCCUCACAUUUGUGGACACGAUUUGAGUUACUGUCUGAUGCUGCAUGUAAGAUUGUGUUUUGCUUGUGAGAUACUCCUGUAGCAUCCGUUUGUAUGAAACUGUAUGAGAUUUUUGGAAGGAAUUGCUAAUAUAUUAUGCUUUCUCUGAAGGAAAUAUAAUUUUUCUGUUAAUAACUUAAGCUAUGCAUAAUUUAUCCUCUAGGUUUUGCCUCUGUUGUGUUUGUUGCAUUUACUGACCUCCUGAAUGAGCUCUGAAAGUCUUGUAUGUAUUUUGUUACUGUAAAUACAUGUAUGUGUGAAUGUAUGACAAAGAUGUAUAAAUAUAUAAAUAUCUAUAAAUAUUUGAAGUUACUACAACACUGA
Molecule: messenger RNA, 13724 nt
Organism: Boleophthalmus pectinirostris (great blue-spotted mudskipper)
Lineage: Eukaryota; Metazoa; Chordata; Actinopteri; Gobiiformes; Gobiidae
Gene: lyst
Product: lysosomal trafficking regulator
Exons: 52
Coding region: 93-11375 (3760 amino acids)
Biological process (GO): intracellular protein localization
Cellular component (GO): membrane; cytosol
Molecular function (GO): protein kinase binding
Source: RefSeq, a predicted model, not a curated record